Molecule: messenger RNA, 1886 nt
Organism: Misgurnus anguillicaudatus (oriental weatherfish)
Lineage: Eukaryota; Metazoa; Chordata; Actinopteri; Cypriniformes; Cobitidae
Product: C3a anaphylatoxin chemotactic receptor
Biological process (GO): positive regulation of cytosolic calcium ion concentration; inflammatory response; phospholipase C-activating G protein-coupled receptor signaling pathway
Cellular component (GO): plasma membrane
Molecular function (GO): complement receptor activity; G protein-coupled receptor activity
Source: RefSeq, a predicted model, not a curated record
ACUUUAUUGAACACCUGUCACUCACCGUAUGGACAAAUUUUGUCUGGAUCCAACUAAUUUUCCCUUUGAGGAUGUCCUCUUUGUUAAAAAAAUAUGUAUAGCCUAAAUGUUUUCUAUUAUUGUCAAUAAGUAGACGUGUAUGAGACCCAGGUUUGUAAAUACAUAUUUGCUUACAUUUUGUUUUGUUUUUCUUAGGCUCCAACUUCUUAUCUCCACCUUCCUGUUGGCUGCCACUUCUGAAUGGUUCAACAAAGAUACAAAAAAUGUGCUUUCAUCAAGAGCUAUAUUACUGAUAAAACAAUGACCUUUUAAUAUUCAUACACAGUUACUGCUACACAGACACAUUCAGAGGAUUAUUCAGUUUUGGUGACAAGCACUUAUUAACAUUGUUUACAGAAUGACCUUCAAUACAACUCUUCAAGUCCACCAAUACUCCAAGUCCAAAACUACAUUGGACAUUGUCUUCUAUACCAUUGUUGUUCUCUUAGGCACCACUGGGAACUCUGUGGUCAUCUGGGUUGCCGGCGUCCGUAUGAAACCUAAUAUCACUAAUGUAUGGCUGGUCAACCUCGCCGUGGCUGACCUGAUCUUCUGCUUUACACGACUGACCUCGCUUAUCAGUUUAUUCAUUCACCACUGGCCUUUUGGAGACUUUAUCUGUAAGUUUAUGAGCUUCUUCAAGUAUACCAACAUGUUCUGCAGUGUUUUUCUUCUGGCUGUCAUCAGUGUGGAUCGAGCGCUCUGCGUGUGGUGUCCAGUGAUGACCAGGAGGAAACGGACAUUAUGUGCCGCACGUGUGGUCACUUUGGUGGUUUGGAUUGUGGCGUUGAUCUUCAGUUCACCAUACUUUGUGUACCAGGGGGUUUCCCUUACCAAGUACAACCUGAGCCGCUGCUCAAUGAAGGAAAAAGAAACAGAUGGAGGGCAUUCAGCAAAGUAUGCUUACUACUACAUUCGCUUCUUUUGUGGAUUUGUGUUUCCUUUCCUGGUGAUCUUUAUCUGCUACACACUUGCUGCUGUUGGGAUUCGGAGAACGAGACUCUCCGGCAAAUCAAGGUCUCUCCGGAUUCUUGCUUUAUUAGUUUUUGCCUUUUUCUGUUGCUGGGCCCCUUAUCACAUCCUAGGUCUUGUUAAGCUGACAAAUAAAAACCACCCAGCUGUAAAAAUGGGAUGGAAUAUGGCUUCAAACUUGGCUUAUUUAAACAGCUGUGUGAACCCAAUGUUGUACUUCUGCACGGGACUGAAUCUCAGACGAUGCUGCAAUCAAAGUCUGUUAGGGAUUUUUCACAGAGCUCUUACUGAGGAAGUCCAAACUUUGUCAACGGAUGGCUCUAUGAAGGAACGUUCUGGCAGUGUUUCGAAGCCUGCUAGUACAUUUCACCAAACAUCCGUUUGACUGUGUCCUCAUGACAUCCUAGAUGUAUAUGACUACAUUUCUUUAGUUGAAAAAAAUACAAAUAAUUUUAUAUUAAAAUGUCGUCAUGUUGUCGUCUUUUAUGGCGAAGUUCCAAAAAGCACAUCCAUUCAUCAAUAAAGUUGAAAUAUUCAACUGAAGAAAGGAAGUCAUGGAAAUAAUUUAAAGGAAAACACCACAAUUUUUCAAUAUUUUACUAUGUUCUUACCUCAAAUUAGACAAAUUAAUGCAUACCUAAAUUUUUUUAAUGCGUGCACUUAAUCUUUGUAAAGCGCGUUGUGACUGUGUUAGCAUUUAGCCUAGCCCCAUUCAUUCCUUAGGAUCCAAACAGGAAUGAAUUAAGAUGCCACCAAAUACUUCCAUGUUUUCCCUAUUUAAAGACUGUUACAUACUUACACAAGUAAGUAUGGUGGCACAAAAUAAAACGUUAUGAGGUUAUGAGUUGCUCUCUUGAGAGCAUCAGUAAUACUGU